Echinostoma caproni is the source of this 720-nucleotide messenger RNA. The record is from the annotation of a GenBank genome assembly. NCBI's taxonomy places the organism in Eukaryota, Metazoa, Platyhelminthes, Trematoda, Plagiorchiida, Echinostomatidae.
UUGAAAAAUGAUUGUUCUUUCCACUUUCUCUAUCGGUUUUUUGUCUGUUACUUAGAACGGAAACACUCAGUUUCGCGCGAACCUCCAGUACUUAGUGCCGCGACUGUCGAAACAGAAGUCCAAACGGAUUGCGAAUCCACUCGGAAACGGUCUCGGAGAGCCUAUCGUGAAGUAUCAACGAACGCUUUUCCUGAUGUGAUGGAUGCCGUGAUGAUGGAAAAUGAGAUUGCGCGGUUGGAGCGAGAAAAUCAACGUCUCAAUCUCCAAUUGGCUUUUACCAGAGCUGAAAUGGCUUUUGAGAUGCGGCACCGUAUAGCCGAAUUGCGACGUGUGUGGAAUUUCGAGGUAACAGCGGUUCUGGAAGCGGCCAGUUCGAUUUGGGAGCAGGAUCUAAUCAAGAUUGUUGAUGCUGUCNGUCAAACUGCCUGUCAAGCCAAGCACUGGGCAUCACAUAUCAAUUCCUGUGUCCAAGCUAGAUCCCAACAAGCCCUCGCGGAGGCAAACGCCGCUGCGCCCACAAUCACCAUCCCCGGAAUGCCUGCCACUGUGGUUUCAUUGCCCGUGGAGAAAGCAGAACGCGUGCACCAACAACAACCACAAACGACCAUAGUGGCUUGGUCGACCGUGCCGGUUCCCUCCGUCAGUUCGGCACCAGUGCACACGAGCGGUUUGGCACGUGCGAAUGCUAGCAAUUCAAUCCGUGGCAAACUGAACCCGUGA